Molecule: messenger RNA, 1070 nt
Organism: Bactrocera neohumeralis
Lineage: Eukaryota; Metazoa; Arthropoda; Insecta; Diptera; Tephritidae
Product: transcription factor Adf-1-like
Exons: 3
Coding region: 301-924 (207 amino acids)
Biological process (GO): regulation of transcription by RNA polymerase II
Cellular component (GO): nucleus; transcription regulator complex
Source: RefSeq, a predicted model, not a curated record
UCUUAAUCAAAUAACAUAAAGCGUAUAGGCCUAACUAUAAUGUGCAUAAGCUAGCUUAAGCCAGCGUAAGCAACUGUCCGAAUACACACAAAUUGUAUGUUGCAACUAUAAUGUACUUUACAUCAAGUUUCGUUAAGUUUUUCCAAAUGUCAUUUGCUUAAGCAAAGUGCGAAACUGAUCGCACUUUCCGUACGGAAUCAGCUGUUUUCGCUUUUUGUCAACUGAUACAUCAUUUUGAAUUUGAAAACGAAAAGGAAGAAGAGUGUUUUGUCAACAGAUAAAAUCAUUGUAUAUUUGAAUAUGGAGGACGACGAGUGUUUUAUACAAAAUUUAAUAGAGAGUGUGGAAAAAUAUAAAUGUUUGUACGAGAAAAAAAAUGCCUUUUAUUUCAAUCGCGUAAAUAAAGACAAAGCGUGGAAAGCAAUCGCAGAACUAUGCGGUAAAAGUGAUCUAGAAUGCAAACAUAGAUGGAAGCUACUCCGGGAGCGCUUCUGUAAAGAAAUAAAAAGGUUAGAAGCUCCAUCAGGUAGCGGAAUGAGCUACUUAGAGGAAUGGCGUUUUUUAAAACCCAUGAUGUUUCUAAAAGACUCCGUCACACCGCGUCGCACUCGUGAUAAUGCAGAAGCAAAUGCAGACUCUAUCUUGGAUUCAUCUACGUGUGAUAGUGUAAAUGAAAUUUCAUCGCCACCUCCGAAGAAACAAAAAAGUCUCUCCCUUGAAAGUCUCUACCAGAAACUUGGCGCAACAAUGGAGAACAUAGAAAAGCAGAUAGCGGCGCCGGCUGAAAGAAGUGAAACUGAUGAGGCCUUUAUGACGACGGUUUUGUGUCUGAUGCAAGACCUGCCAGUGUCGGUCAAAGACAGUUUCCAAGAAAAAAUGAUAUCAGAAUUAUAUCGCUUACGCCGCGAAAAUAGGCAAAAAUGAGAUUGAAAAGAAUUCAACAUGAUUUCCUUAUAUUUUAAAACGCUUGGAGCACUGAUUUUUUUUAGUAUAUUUUAUAUUUAUAAUAACAAAAAUAUUUAUUAUAAAAAGAUGCAUAAAAUGCAUGUACCUGAACUCUUUUGAGUAAU